Molecule: messenger RNA, 2895 nt
Organism: Archocentrus centrarchus (flier cichlid)
Lineage: Eukaryota; Metazoa; Chordata; Actinopteri; Cichliformes; Cichlidae
Product: docking protein 3-like
Biological process (GO): positive regulation of MAPK cascade; Ras protein signal transduction; cell surface receptor protein tyrosine kinase signaling pathway
Cellular component (GO): cytoplasm
Source: RefSeq, a predicted model, not a curated record
AUGGACUCUCAGACCAAAUCAGGGAAAGUUUACCUCCGACCGCACAAAGCUGGCAAAAAAUGGAAGCCGGUGUGGUGCUCUGAUGCCCCCAGCAGCAGUGCAGUGGGUCGACUGGAGAUUCAGGAUAUGGGAGGGAGCGGUGCAGGGGGUGAUUAUGGCACCGGGGUCAGAAGACACCACCAGCCUCACGGGGACCGGAAGGUGAAGGUGGUCCGACUGUCUGAGCUGAUCAGCGUCCUCAGACUCCCCCCGAACGCUGAGGCCUGCCCCAUGGAGAACAUGUCGGCGUUCUGCGUGGAGACUCAGGACAGGACGAUGGUGUUUGCUGCGAUCAAAGACGAGUGUGUGGACUGGGUGGACAAACUGUGUCAAAGCACAUUUCAGAAAGGAGGCCAUUCACACUCUAAUCAGCUCCAAAUGGAGGAGAACCAGAUAUACGUCUCAGCAGAAGAAGUCUCUGAGUUCUGGGUGGUGAUUCAGAAGACGGAUGCAGCGACUCGUUGUGGCCUGCAGGGGGCAUACUGGCUGAAGGUGGGACUAGAGGCACUGCUUCUGAAAGAAACCCAGAAGAAGAACAUUGUCAACGAGUGGCCGUAUGAACUCCUGAGACGAUAUGGAAACGAUAAGAAUACCCUAAACAUUGAAGCAGGGCGACGCUGCGAAUCCGGUCCUGGAACGUUCAUCUUUGAGACACAGCAGGCUGGGAAAAUAUUCUCCCUGAUUCAGAGUACCAUCAAACUGAAGACUUCACCGGUCAACCAAAACCAAGAGGGAGACAAAGUUGUUGUAACCAACAUACAGGCUUAUUCCCCCCUCCCCAGAGUACCCGACAUGACCAGCAUGAUCAGCAUCCUGGAGAACAAACUGAGGACGGAUGCCGACAAUGAUGGUGCGUCAGAAUGUGUCUCAGCUCAGCCGGCUCCUAUCACCCUCAUGCCCCUCCCACUGGUUCCUACACGUGACAGCUCCUGUGCAGGUAACCGUCGAGAUCAGUCAGAGGCCAUAUAUGCUGAUCCGACUGACUGCAUUCAGCCUGUAGUAAAAGCCCAGCCAGUCAGAUCUAUGUAUGUCGACCCUGCGAGUGUCCUUCCCCUCAAACCCCCAGGUUCAAGUCAACCCCCCACCUCUGCUGCUCCACAUCCUGCCACUCAUACUAACGAGCUGGAUUCAGUCUACUCGGAGGUGUAUGACAAAAUCAGUCCAUACCAGAACAAACAAAGUGUCCUGCAGAACAAAGAAGAAACGAAGCAUUCUGCAAACGGUGAAGCCAUUUAUGCCGAACCCACGAGAGAGAAAGACAAAGUGUCUCAGAAAAGUGAAGCCAAGCCUGACCCAUUUGCUCAUCUUUACGCUCAUGUCUGCAAGAAAGCACCAUCAUCUAAUGACAGCACGCCCUCCACCUCUUCCUCCUCUUCCUCUGCUAUUGCCAGUGCGAGCACAGCAAAACCCACAGAUGCGUCGCUUGAUGAUGUAAUCUAUGAAAACCUGGGCAUCAUUUAAUUCAAAUGUUUAGAGAAUCUUGAGACCAAAGUACAGAUUGUGCAUAUAGACUGACCACUUAUUUAUUAUUUAACUGGACAAGAGCACAAAAUCAGACCGAUCGACUGCUGGGACAAAAAAUCAUAAAACAGUUACAAUUGUUUUUGGAUUGUAAUUAAAAUGUUGUCCACACAAAUAUUGCAUGUAUAGGUUAUUUAGACAAAAUUUGAAGCUAUUAAUCACAUUCUUCAAUAAUAAAAUUGCAUGAAAAAUAUAAGUUAUAGUUAGCAGCUGUACCAUCAGCAGUCAUCUUUCCCUGCAGCUGAACCACAGACUGUAGAUAAAAGAUGGACAUAGCCACCUUAUUUUUUGCAUUCCACAUUUUUAAAGCUUUGUCUGAAACCGCCACCAUGUUGGUUACUUGGGCUCAGCAGUGAUCAUAUUGGGAAAAGGGGUGGAGCUAUAAUCCUAUAGUUCACUCAGCAAACUGGAGCUCCGCCGUUUUGGAGGGUCUGUUAGUCCAAUGAAGCGCACAGCAGCCAUAUUAGAGGUCCAGUUCAGGGACUCCAGUUAGCUGAGGUGAAGCCCAGCAGACAGCUAGCAGCUACAGCCACCUAUGUCACCAUCCAACUGUCAGUCAAAGCCCCCCCCCCCCCCGAACAUGUCUAUUUCUGCUGUAAAGUUGGACAUUUUAAGGGACUGCUUCACUGGUGGAGCCUCUGGUGGACAUUAGAGGAACUGCAGGUUUUGUUAGGUGAGGGAUCAGGGAGAGAGGAUGUUCUGCUCUGUUUGAGCAGCUCUUUUCCAGUUUACUCUGAUCCAGCUUACAUACAGCUGUUUUGCAUUGUAUAUAACUACAGUAUUAAUAAUUCAGUACAGACUGCCCAAUAUUUAACCAUCCAGUCGACUAAUCACAAACACAUCUGAAUUCACUGAAAAUAACUAAAUUUUAGCACUUCUCCUGCAUGAAUGCUCUCUAUGUUGAAUUUAUUUUUAACAAUUUUGCACUAUUUUUAUUUGACUUUAUUUUACAUGUGACAUCUACUAAACACAAAUCCCCAAAUAAACCAGUGGGGCCUAAUGUUAGCAUGCAGCAGCAUCAUAUUCCUAAAUUUAGCACUCACGUGUUGCAUAUUUGUACUCUGACUGACUUUUCCACAUCGGAAACCUUCUAAUGCACGAUAUUAUUCUACAUAUAAAAGUGUAAACACACACACACUCAUGCUCAUUUGCUUACAAAUGCACAAACUGCAAAAAUGUUACAUAGAUAUGUCCUACUUUUUAAUAAAUUAUAUAUCUUUCUGUAGAACAGAUAUUGCCGUUAUCUGUUACCAUAAGUGUUUUUAUGUUUUUAUUCUUAUAUUUUGCUUUAAUAAAAAAUUGCAUUUUUUAUUCCAGUGAAUAAAUCCUCAUAUU